GCUAGUCCAAGCUGGCCAACAGAGUCGAUGUUUCAAUAAUAAUCUGUCUGCUCAGACCUGCCCGUGUUUGCUUGAUAACAGCAUCGGAUUGCUUACGCUGCUCUCCUGACCUCCCGCUUUUUAUUCAUUAGAAGCGCCCCCUCCUGUCCUGCAACGCCUUUGGGCACCUUCCUAGGGAUUCUGCCGCGUUCGCCUUCUUAAGACGCCUAACCUAACCUCAUACUAUUUGCAACAGCCAACAGGGCUUUAUGGAUCACACUCGCCGCUCGCAAUAGCUAUGCUUUGUACUGCUUUGUGACCUGGGAAAUGAUACCAUCAGAAGAUUGUUAUCAAUAUCGAUAGGAGCAUUGGCGCCACCAUGGACGGUGAGGGAGAUCUGCGUCAGGCACGCGGAGCCUCUACUUUCCCUGAUCUCAUGAACGACCCUGCGUACGCAACGAAUAUCAACGCCAAAGGCAAGGGCGUCGAUGAACCGGAUACAUGUCGAAUUUGUCGCGGCGAAGGGUCGGACGAGGAGCAGCUCUUCUACCCCUGCAAAUGUAGCGGGAGCAUCAAGUUUGUUCACCAAAACUGCUUGAUGGAAUGGCUGUCGCAUUCGCAAAAGAAGUAUUGCGAGCUCUGCAAAACUCCAUUUCGAUUCACUAAACUGUACGACCCCGAUAUGCCGUCUGAGCUCCCGGCUCCGGUUUUUGUCAAGGAAUUAAUAAUACUCGGGGUGCGUUCCCUUCUGACCUGGUUACGAUUUGUUCUGGUUGCCUUUGUAUGGCUUGGAUGGCUGCCAUGGUCAAUGCGUGCAAUAUGGCGCGCCCUGUUUUGGCUCGCGGAUGGACGAUGGCCAAGCUCUCAAAAUUCGCCCUCACACCAAGUCAAUAUGCAGGCAGUGAUGAAUGGAACUACACAUAUCAAUCAUACGCUAGCCAUCAGCCACCCAGCAACUUCGACCGCCAUGCAAGCUGUAGGUUCUGAAACUUCAACAAUCUUAUCGCCCAUGACUUCGAUCCUCAAUUUUUCGACGGGAGAGCCUAUGGUCUUUGCGAUCGCCAAGAGAGUCUUCUUAGGCCUAUUCGUUUCGACUUCUUCUACUCCCAGUGGAAGCAACCCGAGCCAGAUCAAUACCACGAUAUCUACACGACCUCGUCAACCAUCAUGGCUGUCCAAUGUCACCUUUCUCAAUUCAUUAACAUCGUCUCCAACAGUGAACAACAUUGUAAUCGAUACACUAGAAGGACAAUUGAUUACCUUACUCGUUGUUAUAUCUUUCAUACUGGUAUUUCUUAUUCGGGAAUGGGUGGUUCAGCAACAGCCAGCUGUCAAUGUUGCUGACGAUGAGCGGGAUGCCGUGGUACAGCUGAUAGCAGAACCUGGAAACCGAGAGGAUCGGGUCCAAGCCGCAGACGACGUACAAAACAUGCAUUUGGAGGCUACUGACCAACAACUGGACAUUGCUCAGGACGAAAACAACAUAAAUGCUGAAGAGCAUUUUUCCUCUGAAGAUGAAUCACCAAUCGGAAGCCGGCCCUCUUCGCCGGAAUUCACCGCGAUUGACUCCCGUCCCAUAUUUCAAACACGCGCAUCAAGUUCCCGGCCAAUUUUGCCAUCACGUAAUGCCCUAGACGAAGCUUCAAAUAUCCAACGCACUCUUGAAGAGACAGCUAGUACUUCUGCCAACCCGACAUGGCCUGGUAUAGAUACAUUCAAAGAGCUGUGGACUCGUGGCGAAGGUAACCCCGACCGCAUCUUGCAGAUCAUACAAGAAGAAGGUCGAGAGGAAGAGCUUGGCUGGGUUGUGAAUGCUAUGACGAAGCUCAAAAGGGCAAACACCACGCAAAAUUCAAACGUCAUCAGCCCUAGUUCGGACGGCCAGCUACGUGAAAUCUUGGAUGAAGAAGAGCUGAAUAACAACUUCAACGAAAAUAUAGUAGCGACAGAUCAUAGAAAUUUAGAUCUAGGGUCUUCUACAUUUGGGGCUCAGGCUGUCGAACCUCCUUUCGAUCCAUUGAAUGACGUGUUUGCAAAUACCGAUAGUAUCAAUCCGCCUCGCGAGUCUCAGCCUGUCGGCGAUCGAUUAGAACUACCUAAUUUCGAAGCUAGAGCUAUCAAUCCAGAACCUUUCGAUACUCAAAUUGCACCGGCAGAACCCUCUUUGUUGGAUACGGAUGCAACGGGAACAGCCAACGCAGCGCUUAACGCCGUAGAUACCAUGGAGACGGCCCAGCAGCCUUUAGCAGAUCGCAUCUUUGAUUGGUUUUGGGGUGACUUGACUCCAUCUGAUGAGCCAGAAGCUCAUGCUCACGACGACGAGCACAUCAUUGAAAACAUUGCUCAGGAAGCACCAUUUGUGCCAGUUCCAAACAGGCAAAAUGACGUAGGCGGUGCUGCUGCUGUGAAUGCCUGGCAAGACCUUGGAGCUGCUCCAGCUGAUAACCGCGAAGCCAAUGACGUGGAUGUGGUGGAGGAGGCAGAUGAUUUCGAAGGUAUUUUAGAGCUGAUAGGCAUGCAAGGACCGAUAUUCGGUCUUUUGCAGAACGGUGUUUUCAGCGCCCUUCUCAUCUCAUUCACCAUAGCUGUUGGUAUCUGGCUCCCUUACCUUUGGGGGAAAAUUGCACUGGUUUUUCUUACCAGCCCGAUCCAACUUUUCGUUACCGUUCCCCUCGCCAUGCUGUCGAUAGCUGCUGAUGUAGCAGUUGACACCCUGAUUGGUAGCGUUGGAUACAUUCUCUAUUGGGCUAGCAUUAUUAUGAAAGGUCUUUUACGUCCAGUUAGUGUGCUUGUACCAAUAUUUGAUUGGAUCCCCCAGAGCACUUUAUUCACCAAAACAUCGUUGACACUUAUCGAUGGAAGCAGCCAAAGACUGAAAAAGGUAUUGAUUGGGCUCUUUGAUUUCCAGGACACAGAUCUCCCCAUGUUCUCUGUACUUGCUCACCAAGCAUUACGUAUCCAUGAAGCUCGAAUUGCAGAAUUGGCUCGAUUCUUGUGGAACAUGGUGAGGCUCGUGGUAUAUGAUUUUCCAAUCGGACUUCUUGCCUGCGAUUUUCGACAUGUCUUGUCAUCUAGUACUUUCAAAAUCAACCUCGCGAGUUUCACUGAGCAGCUAAGAAGUGGAUUUGAUGCCGUCAUGAAGCUUGGUCUCAUGGUGCUAGGCAAGUUAAACGGUGCCGAUGAGAUUGUCACCAUAGUGGGCUCCGACCAAGAGCUCGCUCGGUGGGACACAAAGGACCGUGUCAUUGCUAUUCUCAUCGGUUAUACAUUUGCCUCACUUUUAGGUGUAUUGUAUUUGCGGAUCAACAGCAUAUUUAGCGCGGCCAAUCGCGGCCAGAGAGUUGAAGGCGUCGUUGCUGAUAUACUACAUCAAGCUGGGGGCGUCAUGAAAGUCAUUCUCAUCAUCGGCAUCGAGAUGAUCGUUUUCCCUCUAUAUUGCGGUCUCCUUUUGGAUCUGGCGAUGAUGCCGUUGUUCAAACAGGCUACACUAGCGUCCCGAAUUGACUUUACAGUUUCAUCUCCCCUCACGUCAUUAUUUAUCCACUGGUUUGUCGGCACCUGCUAUAUGUUUCAUUUUGCUCUUUUUGUCUCCAUGUGUCGCAAGAUCAUGAGGGCGGGUGUUCUUUACUUUAUACGUGAUCCUGAUGACCCAACUUUCCACCCCGUACGCGAUGUCUUAGAGCGCAAUAUUGUGACGCAAUUGAGAAAAAUUGCGUUCUCUGCAUUGGUAUAUGGAGCCCUAGUUAUUGUUUGUCUCGGUGGAGUGGUAUGGGGACUGGCGCUGGCUUUUGACGAAGUCCUUCCCAUUCAUUGGUCGUCUAAAGUGCCGGUGCUUGAAUUUCCAGUCGAUUUACUGUUUUACAACUCCAUCAUGCCCCUGGCUAUACGCGCUUUUAAGCCAUCAGAUAUCCUGAAUAGCAUGUACAACUGGUGGUUCCGUGUAUGUGCCAGAUAUCUGCGGCUAUCACAUUUCUUGCUUGGAGAAAGGCAUCAGGACGAAGAAGGACGGCAUAUUGGUCGGUCGUGGACAGAACUGUUUACAGGCAAAGGGGGUAACGUAGAAAAUCCUGUCGUUACCGAGGAAGAUAAGAAGACGGCAGAACAAAACGGUGAUCGUGUCUACUUUUUGCGUGAUGGUAGAUUCGUGCGCGCUCCCGCUUCAGACCAAGUUCGCAUUCCGAAGGGAACAAAGGUUUUCUUGGAUGUGACUGAGCAAAAUGAACGUAUCGAUGGGGCCGUGGAUAAUGCUGAAGGAUUACAUGGCAAAGACAAUGAUAUGUUCGCCAAGGUCUACGUUCCUCCAAAUUUUCGACUACGGGUUUCUUUUUUCAUCUUCACAAUUUGGGUAUAUGCUGCGGUCACGGGAAUAGGCGUCACCAUUCUUCCAUUGGUAGUCGGUCGGAAGCUACUCUCGUUCUAUUUCCCCAACUUCAUCCAGAUCAAUGAUCUCUAUGCAUUCUCUGUUGGUCUAUACCUCUUAGGGGGCACAGCUUAUGCAUUGUUCUAUUCUCGUUCCACUUACGAUCGAUUGAAGGAACGAGUACAACCAACUUUAUCACUCCGGCAAGCCACGAUGUACGUGAUAGAUGUACUUCUCCACUUGAGCCGGUUGGUCUACCUAGCAGCUGCAUUUGCUCUUUUCGUCCCCUCUUUAUUGGCAUUGCUUAUGGAGCUCUACGUGCUCAUUCCAAUUCAUUCUUAUACGCAAGCUGAACACAUUCAUGUCAUCCAUUUCAUUCAAGAUUGGACGCUCGGCGUUCUUUACGUCCAGAUGACUCUCAAAUUCAUACAAUGGAGGUCGAACUCCCGGCUUGCAAUCGCCCUCAAUGCGAUUACUCGUGAUGGUUGGUUUCGUCCGAAUGUCAGCGUAGCGACGCGUGCAUUCAUCCUUCCAGCAUUGAUCAUUGCCGUGACGGCUGUGGUCUUCCCUCUUGGUUUGGGCUUCGUCGCCAAUACCACAUUCUUCCACUCCUCGGCCGUGGAGAUACAGUCCAAGGUGUAUCGUUAUGCAUACCCUACAACGCUCACAGUAUGCUUGUUGGUUUAUGCAUUGUACCUAUUCUACAAGAAGCUCGAGAUCUGGCGCGCCAACAUUCGAGAUGAAGUGUACUUGAUUGGUGAGCGACUUCACAACUUCAGCGAAAAAAGGGCUAGAGAUGUCGCGGGCGUCCACCGGCGCGUGAGUACGUCGUAGAUAAUAUCCAUUUCCCGCUUUAGUCUUAGAUUUGCAUGUAUUAAAAUGAUGACAUGGAAUUGAUUGAUAAGAUUUUAUUUUAACAAAGAG
Molecule: messenger RNA, 5263 nt
Organism: Talaromyces proteolyticus
Lineage: Eukaryota; Fungi; Ascomycota; Eurotiomycetes; Eurotiales; Trichocomaceae
Product: RING finger membrane protein
Exons: 2
Coding region: 359-5173 (1604 amino acids)
Cellular component (GO): endoplasmic reticulum membrane
Molecular function (GO): zinc ion binding
Source: RefSeq, a predicted model, not a curated record